This is a messenger RNA of Aspergillus eucalypticola CBS 122712, 1932 nucleotides long. RefSeq names its product cytochrome P450. NCBI's taxonomy places the organism in Eukaryota, Fungi, Ascomycota, Eurotiomycetes, Eurotiales, Aspergillaceae. Gene Ontology annotation, molecular function: oxidoreductase activity, acting on paired donors, with incorporation or reduction of molecular oxygen; iron ion binding; monooxygenase activity. The record is from RefSeq and is a predicted model, not a curated record. The transcript has 7 exons. The coding region runs from base 182 to 1714 and encodes 510 amino acids.
CGAAUAUCUCGACCAAUCCCACGAUGGGUGGUUAGAUGUCGUAUUGUAUUGUUUCCCUGCAUAGGGCAACUGACAAAAAAACCCCUUCUGAUUCGGCCCCCGGAAUCAAUACUAAUAAGAGAAGCAUAUUUUUCGCGAUGUUGAUGUUCUCUCCAUCCAACAACCGUUUCAAUUAACUGCAAUGUACGGCGAAAUGAUAGGGCAGGCAAUCUUAUCACCAUCACGGGGUGCUCCUGAUGUGGGAUUUGAAAAAAUUGCCGCUGGUCUAGCUCUGCUCAUAUUGGCGAUACUCACUGCUAAGCUUGCGCUUCGGACAUACCGUUUAUACAUACAUCCUCUGAAAUCUUUCAAGGGACUUCCAGAGGCAUAUGUGUCGAACAACUGGUUAUACCAAACUAUAAAAAAUGGGACCGCAGAGCAAACAUUUGAGGCUCUCCAUGAGAAGUACAACACAAAGGCUCUUCGAAUUGGACCUAAUGAGCUUCACAUCACCGACAUUGAAUUGUACAAAGUGAUAUAUAACCAGUCGAAGCCAUUUCUCAAGCACGCUCCAUUUUAUAACGGUUUCAACACUCCCCACACUGUUUUUGCUGAGCUUGAACCUCGUCUACACAAAGAACGCCGCCGCAUGCUGAAUCCUUUGUUCUCCAAAGUUGGCGUUUACAAGCUAGAACCUCUUAUCUGUGAGAAGAUCUAUCGGCUGUCAGCCAAAAUUAAUCGGCUUUGUGCGACCAAGGAAAUCGACGUUUACAACGCGUUUCGGCUUCUGACCACAGAUAUUAUUACCGAGUUCGCCUUCGCAAAAUCAGCCAAUCUCAUCGAGGAGAGGCAUGAUGAACUGGAUUCUUGGUUCCUUGACGCUUUUGAUGUCGGCUCCCAGAGUGUCGUGGAUACACAGUAUAGUUCGGUGCUCCGACAAAUUGUGAAAAUCCUACCAGGCGCUGUAGUAAAACUUCUAAAUCCCAAACUUCGCUCCAUUUUGGACCUCCAGGAGUUCGCGGCAAGCUGCAUGAGACACUGGCAAAGAUCGUCCGAGGGCUCUUCUUACCCUGUUAUCUUUGAUAGCCUAAGGUCAAUUUCGGAUGACGCGAAGGUUUUUGAAGCAAUGGAUAUUCUUAUCGCCGGUGCUGACACCACUGCUUCCACCCUUACAACUGGGCUUUUUCACAUCCUUUCCAAUGAAGAAAUCAAAAGCCGUCUUGUGCAGGCCAUCGAUGAGGCCAUGCCAGAACCCGGAUCUCUAAUCUCACUUCAAGCGUUGGAAAAAGUGGAAUACUUGACAGCAUGUGUGAAAGAGUCGUUGAGGGUCGGCAUGGCUGUUCCAGGUCGCCUACCUCGUGUCGUUCCCACCGGGGACCCAUUCAUUGUUGAGGGCAAAGUUGUGCCUCCAGGCACAAUUGUUGGAAUAUCAACAUACACCAUGCACACUUCUGUGAAAGCGUGGGGACCCAAUGCCCGUGAGUUCGACCCGGACCGUUGGAUCGGGCCCGAAUCCAAGGGCUUAGAACAGUGGCUGUGCACAUUUUCAAAAGGUGCAAGAAUGUGUCUGGGACAGAAUGUCGCACCCGCUGAGAUCACUCUCGCAUAUGCCCACAUCUUCCGCAACUUCGAACUUAGUCUCCCCGAAGGACAUGUACACCCGCGUGCCCUUGACCGCUUCACCUUGGCGUACCAGCAGCCUGGGUUACCUGUUGUGUUCAGGCCUCGUCGGUAAAAGUCACUGGGCAUGAGUGACCAAGGAGGCCUAUAUUCCAGCUUACUGUUCAGGGUAAGGCGAUCAAACCCGUGAAGCUUGAAAAAGAUAACUACUUUAUCGGGAAGCCUUUUUGUUGCUGUUUGCGGAACGAGAUCGCAAGUCUAUCUCUUUUAGUAUGUAAACUAAUCGAGUUUCACAUGAGCAGUACGCUGAUAUUCCGGGUACGUGUAGUAAUC